ACACAGAGGGAGGAAGAAGCGGCGGCGGCGGCUCCUCUUUGCAGAGGUGGAAACUCCGAGGGAUAAGAGCAGGAAUAAUGCGGUAGGCUAGGCGGGCUGCUCGCUCCCGGCUCCGGCAGCAGCGGCAGCAGCCCGAGCAGCGGCAGCAGCAGCGGCAGCACCUCAGGCGCUGACAGCCCCGCCGGCCGGCUCCCUCGCUGACCGCCGACUGUCAAUGGAGCUGGAAAACAUCGUGGCCAACACGGUCUUGCUGAAAGCCAGGGAAGGGGGCGGAGGAAAGCGCAAAGGGAAAAGCAAGAAGUGGAAGGAAAUCCUGAAGUUCCCUCACAUUAGCCAGUGUGAAGACCUCCGAAGGACCAUAGGGGGCGGUUCCUGGCUCCUCCUCUACAGUUGGCAAGGACACAGUCAUUCCAUCCUCCCAGACAGAGAUUACUGCAGUUUAUGUGACAAGCAGCCAAUUGGGAGGCUGCUUUUCCGGCAGUUCUGCGAAACCAGACCUGGGCUGGAGUCUUACAUUCAGUUCCUGGACUCAGUGGCAGAAUAUGAAGUUACUCCAGAUGAAAAACUGGGAGAAAAAGGGAAGGAAAUUAUGACCAAGUACCUCACCCCAAAGUCCCCAAUUUUCAUCGCCCAAGUUGGCCGGGACCUGGUCUCCCAGACGGAGGAGAAGCUCCUUCAGAAACCCUGCAAAGAACUCUUUUCUGCCUGUGUGCAGUCUGUCCACGACUACCUGAGGGGAGAACCCUUCCACGAGUACCUGGACGGCAUGUAUUUUGAUCGGUUUCUCCAGUGGAAGUGGUUGGAAAGGCAACCGGUAACCAAAAACACUUUCAGGCAGUACCGAGUACUAGGGAAAGGGGGCUUUGGGGAGGUCUGUGCCUGCCAGGUUCGGGCCACGGGUAAAAUGUAUGCCUGCAAGCGCUUGGAGAAGAAGAGGAUCAAAAAGAGGAAAGGGGAGUCCAUGGCACUGAAUGAGAAGCAGAUCCUAGAGAAGGUCAACAGUCAGUUUGUGGUCAACCUGGCCUACGCCUACGAGACCAAGGAUGCGCUGUGCUUGGUCCUGACCAUCAUGAACGGCGGGGACCUGAAGUUCCACAUCUACAACAUGGGGAACCCCGGCUUUGAGGAGGAACGUGCCCUGUUCUAUGCGGCAGAGAUCCUGUGCGGCCUGGAAGACCUCCACCGUGAGGACAUCGUCUACAGAGACUUGAAACCUGAAAAUAUCCUGUUAGACGAUUACGGCCACAUUAGGAUCUCGGACCUGGGCCUGGCUGUGAAGAUCCCAGAGGGAGACCUGAUCCGCGGCCGGGUGGGCACUGUCGGCUACAUGGCUCCAGAGGUCCUGAACAACCAGAGGUACGGCCUGAGCCCCGACUACUGGGGUCUGGGCUGCCUCAUCUACGAGAUGAUCGAGGGCCAGUCGCCCUUCCGCGGCCGCAAGGAGAAGGUGAAGAGGGAGGAGGUGGACCGCCGGGUCCUGGAGACCGAGGAGGUAUAUUCGCACAAGUUCUCCGAGGAAGCCAAGUCCAUCUGCAAAAUGCUGCUCACCAAAGAUGCAAAGCAGAGGCUGGGCUGCCGGGAGGAACGGGCAGCAGAGGUCAAGAGACACCCCUUCUUCAGGAACAUGAAUUUCAAGCGCUUAGAAGCCGGGAUGUUGGACCCUCCCUUUAUUCCAGAUCCCCGGGCCGUGUACUGCAAGGACGUGCUGGACAUCGAGCAGUUCUCCACCGUGAAGGGCGUCAACCUGGACCACACAGACGACGACUUCUACUCCAAGUUCUCCACGGGCUCCGUACCCAUCCCUUGGCAAAGCGAGAUGAUAGAAACAGAGUGCUUUAAGGAACUGAAUGUGUUUGGACCUAACGGUACCCUCUCACCGGACCUGAACAGAAGCCACCCUCCGGAACCGCCAAAGAAAGGGCUGCUCCAGAGGCUAUUCAAGCGUCAGCAUCAGAACAAUUCCAAGAGUUCACCCGGUUCCAAGACCAGUUUUAACCAUCACAUAAAUUCAAACCAUGUCAGUUCAAACUCCACCGGAAGCAGCUAGCUGCAGCUCUGGCCUGAAGUCCACGGUGGGACCAGCCUAGACCCUUCUCCUUAGAAGCGGACUUGUGACCGGUGGAGCUUCCGCCCUGGCGGGCGGGCCGGGGAGCCCUCCAGGAGCCAGGGAAGGAGGCCGUCCAGCCCCGAGAUGGGGAGCCUCCAGGUUCCUCAAAGAGAUUUCCACUCAGGUCUGUGUUCGGAGGCGGCCCUCAAGCCAAGGUGGAUUGGCUGUGUCUCUGUCGAACAUUGCAAUAGAAAUCCAAUCGGACACAACUUGCACGUGUUUUAACAGCGUCAUAACUAGAACUGAAUUUUGUCUUUAUUAUUUUUAAAGAAAAGUUUUGUAAAUUUCUCUAUUGUUUCAGUUUACAUUUUGUAUAUUUGUAUUUAAAUGAAAGUCAGACUUUGAGGGUGUAUAUUUUCUGUGCAGCCACUGUUAAGCCAUGUGUUUUAAGACAUUUUAGAGGGGUGGCGGGCGGGGAAGGGUGUAAAAAAAAAAAAUGUGACUUAAGACUUCCAGAGCCUCAAAUGAGAAAAUGUUUUUAUUAAAUGUAGAAAAUGAUUCCCAUUUCACCUUUGAAGGAUUGAUUGUAUCCAUCUCUAUAACCUUUCCCUCCCUCGCAUUGGUAUCACCAUUCUGUUGGCUUGUAACAAUCUGAAUUAAAUGCUCAAAGACCCACUGGGACUUUACCCCCAGCCAGGAUGUCUUCCGUUGGGGGUCCAUGGAGUUGCCUGGGCCCAGCUCCGUCAAGAUGUGCACUUUUCCUUUGGGGGCACACGAUGCCACUGUUGCUUUGGCCUCGGCCUCCUCUUCCUUCUGGAAGGCGGCCGGUACGUGGAGCUGAGGGUCCUCAGCACAAGGGUGUCUAGGCCUCUUUCUUUCUGAGUAGGUUCUGACUGCUAAAGCCAGUAUGUUUUCAAGAGGCUUGCAUUUGGGGAUUGUUUUAUUCUAGUUUUAAGAGACGCAUAGCAACGAUAAGGAGUAGUCAUGGAACCCCAAGAGUCCCAAACGCUUACAGCCCAUAGAAGCGCCAGGGAGCGGAGGUCUUGGGCUUGUAGAGGAGAAGGUGGCUCUCCCAGGAUCUCUGGGCAUGUCCCUUGAGUGUUUAUGGGGUCAUAGGGCCUUGAGAGCUUCCUGGGGCCCCGCAGAUUCAUUGGCUCAGGUGGCAUGGAUGCAUGAGGUUGGCUCUCCAAGCAAAUGGGAGAGGCCGGGCCACCCACAGAAGCUCAAGAAAAACUCACUGUCCCUUCCGGGGAGAGGUGAAGCAGAGGCGAGCUCUCAUCGGGCAUCUCAAAGCUCCAGGCACAAGUAGCCCCAGGAGAACUUGGUGGCUUUGCCAGACCAGGGUCUCUAAAGGCAGCCCCCAGGCCCUUUGAGCAGGGCUGUCCAGCCCCAGGGAGUGGCCAGCCUCCCCCCUGCUGCCUUCACAAGGUGACAGGGAGCAAGUCUGUCUUUGCCUCCCCUCUGGGACAGGGUGAACGGUUGAAUUCCCUGCUGCCCUGCCUGCCAGGUCACCCUCAGUCAGACCUGGCCUCAGCCACCGGGCAGCUGCCAGGGUUUCUCCCGGCGUGGGCCCUGCACUUCCUGCAGCAGCAUCACCUGGUAAAAUACAGAUUCUGGGCUCCACCCCAAACCUACGGAAUGGGAUUCCCUGGGAGUAGGGCCCAGGAAUCUGCAUCUUUAAAAAGCUCGCCAGGUCAUUCUGAUGCACCCUGGAAUGUGAGAAUCACUGCCUUAGGCCAUCGGUGGGGCUUUUGAUGGAAUCCUCCCAAACUUAUUUCUCUAGGUGACCAGGCAACUUUGGAGCCUGAGCUUUUAGGGAGGAGAGAGAAGCCAGCGUGUCAGCCUUGUGUCCCAAUUUCCAUGCUCCUUCCCCAAACUUUGCCAUUGGGUCCUGAGGCUAGACAGGGGCCUGACCGUUGAAACUGACCGUUUUGAGGUCGUUUUACAAGCAAAGAGAAGAAAAGAAACAGUUGGGCCUCCCUUAGAUCCCUUUAAUGUGCAGUAUUAUUUUCUUCAAGACCAGCCCUUGUCUCCGAGGCUGCUUCCGUUACCUUUCUUGAGCUGAGUACAAGAUUAAUACAAACAGCCGUAUUCAGUUUUUGCUGAGGAAGUGGAAAGCUCUUUGACCAGUAUGUUGAGAUCCUCAAGCUCUCACUGACCCUUGUCAGUGAAAAGAAGGACAGUCAUCUUCCUGGGACAGUCAGUAGCCCACGCCACCACCCUCCUGUCCAGAAAUGUCAUUCAUUUUCCCCGAUUCACAGCAGCUCAAACCUUUCCACACGGACUGGUGUGCAGCCAGUCUUUACACCUUAAAGCCAACGCACUGUCCGUUUGCGGUAGAGAAUCCUCAAGGAGCAAGAAGGAAAACAUAAAUCUGCUCAGUGUGUUUCUACAUCGUGAGAGCACAGAGGCUAAAGCACCGAACUUUGCGUGGCUCUUAGAAUAACGGGAGUCUUCCUUCACCCUCGCCGCCUGUCCCCUGAGCGCCCCAAAGUGCACAGGGUCAGAGUCACUGGCCUUUGCAAUCCUCCUCUUCCUUUCGGUCCAUUGCUUUGUACAGAGAAGGGGCGUCUUCAUUUAGAACAGUGCCUGAAAGCCAGCCCCCUCCCCUCUGGGUCCCCAGUUGCCACAGGUCCUGUCCCUGGACCCCCCGACCUGACCCACCACCAACCUCUACUCCAGCUUGUUUUCUAUGGCUGCAUUUUUAAAAAGAUUUUUUAACUAAAAAAAAAAAAAAAACACCUUCCCACUAUCUACCUGUCCAGGAGGAGGCGUAUUUGGGCA
Balaenoptera musculus (blue whale) is the source of this 4831-nucleotide messenger RNA. RefSeq names its product G protein-coupled receptor kinase 5 (gene GRK5). The record is from RefSeq and is a predicted model, not a curated record. The transcript is spliced from 17 exons. Gene Ontology annotation, molecular function: G protein-coupled receptor kinase activity; ATP binding. Gene Ontology annotation, biological process: protein phosphorylation; signal transduction; regulation of signal transduction. Gene Ontology annotation, cellular component: cytoplasm. Bases 215 to 2047 code for a protein of 610 amino acids. Lineage: Eukaryota; Metazoa; Chordata; Mammalia; Artiodactyla; Balaenopteridae.